Molecule: messenger RNA, 4970 nt
Organism: Musa acuminata AAA Group (dessert banana)
Lineage: Eukaryota; Viridiplantae; Streptophyta; Magnoliopsida; Zingiberales; Musaceae
Exons: 16
Coding region: 749-4519 (1256 amino acids)
Biological process (GO): peptidyl-serine phosphorylation; protein autophosphorylation; intracellular signal transduction
Cellular component (GO): nucleus; plasma membrane; cytoplasm
Molecular function (GO): calcium/calmodulin-dependent protein kinase activity; ATP binding; calcium-dependent protein serine/threonine kinase activity
Source: RefSeq, a predicted model, not a curated record
GCGCUAAUGAAAGAUUUACAGCGCUCACUCUCUUUUUAUCGCCAAAGCAUCAUCUCUACCAUUACACCGAUCUGUUUCUUUGUUUUUGGUCCGAGCACAAGAUUCGGAGCUCAGAGGUACGAGACAUGUUAGACCAUAAUCGAAUAUGAAAUCAUGGAGACGAUGGUAUACUCGCGCAAGAAAAGAACAAGUGCACGGAGGAGAGGGGAGAAAGCAUCCGGUGCUUGGAAUUCUCCAGAAGAGGGCUAUCGACUGACCUCCCAUCCGCACUACUUUUUAUUGGAUCUUUUACCUUCCGUUCGAUCGUGAGUCAACGUGUCGAACCCGAACGGCUCCACUUGCCGUAAUGAUGACGGAGACCACUAUGAAGAGCCUCCUCGUCCUCCUCCUCCUCCCCUUCCUUCCCUUUCGCCGUUCCUCGCGUUCCAUGUUGUCGCACCUGCGUCCGCGGUAACUUCUGGCAGACUCGGCUCUCGGCUUUCCCACUCUAAAAGCUUCCCCGUCCCUUUCCCCUAAAGUUAACCAAAUCCAACCCCUCAAGAAAUUGGAUUUAUUAUAUGCGAGAUAUGAUGUGAAACCCUAGCGACCGCGUCGGUGUUCGAUCUCUUUCCGGAAGCAAAGGGAUCGGAUCCGGAGCGCGGGAUGAUCGUCUGCUGCCGGUCGUCGACGGCCGUGUCCCACCUUCCCCGACGCCGGCUUCAAUAAUAACCACCAACUGCAGCAGAACGGCGGCGGCCACCGCGAGAGGAUGACGAUUCUAGGAAGCGAGUUCAAGUCUGUCGGCAGGAUCGAAGAGAGGUAUGUGCUCGCCCGCGAGCUCGGCCGUGGGGAUUUCGGCGUCACCUACCUUUGUAUCGAUCGGAACACCAGGGAGCUCUUCGCGUGCAAGUCGAUCUCCAAGCGGAAGCUGCGGACGGCGGUGGACGUGGAGGACGUGCGGCGGGAGGUGGCCAUAAUGCGGCACGUGCCGACGAGCCCCAGCAUCGUGAGCCUCAGGGAGGCAUGCGAGGACGACCGCGCCGUGCAUUUGGUGAUGGAGCUCUGUGAGGGCGGGGAGCUCUUCGAUCGCAUUGUGGCCAAGGGGCACUACUCGGAGCGUGCCGCUGCUGCUAUCAUGAGGACGAUCGUUGAGGUUGUGCAGCUGUGCCACCGACACGGGGUCAUCCAUCGCGACCUCAAGCCGGAGAACUUUUUGUUCGUGGACAAGAAGGAUAACUCACCGUUGAAGGCGAUUGACUUCGGGUUGUCUAUAUUCUUCGAGCCUGGUGAAAAGUUUUCUGAGAUAGUUGGAAGCCCAUAUUACAUGGCUCCUGAAGUUCUAAAGCGGAGUUAUGGACCAGAAAUUGAUAUAUGGAGUGCUGGAGUUAUUCUCUACAUCCUCCUAUGUGGAGUUCCUCCAUUUUGGGCUGAAACCGAACAAGGUGUUGCACAAGCCAUUCUUCGGGGAGUGAUAGAUUUUGAAUGUCAACCAUGGCCUAGUGUUUCAGAAAGUGCUAAGAAUUUGGUUCAACAGAUGUUGGAACCUGACCCCAAGUUACGAUUAACUGCAAAGCAAGUUCUUGAACAUCCUUGGAUUCAAAACACUAAGAAAGCUCCAAAUGUACCUCUUGGUAAUGUUGUCAAGUCAAGGCUCAAACAGUUUUCAAGGAUGAAUGGAUUUAAAAGAAGAGCUUUGAUGGUUAUUGCUGAUCACUUGUCCAUCGAAGAAGCUGAGGAUAUUAAAGAGAUGUUUAGGAUGAUGGACACUGAUAAUGAUGGCAUCAUUUCCCAUGAUGAGCUUAAAGCUGGGCUUCCUAAGUUUGAUUCGCACCUUGUGGAGUCUGAAAUGCAGAUGCUUAUUGAAGCUAUCGAUUCCAAGGGAAAAGGAACCCUAGAUUAUGGAGAUUUUGUAGCUGUUUCUCUUCAUUUUCAAAGAAUGACAAACGAUGAGCAUCUCCGAAGGGCCUUCUCCUAUUUUGACAAAGAUGGGAACGGAUUUAUUGAAUCAGAGGAACUUCGUGAGGCACUAGAGGAAGAUGGAGCCCCUGAUAGCACGGGAUUGGCCAAUGAUAUCUUAUACGAGGUUGAUACUGACAAGGAUGGCCGGAUCAGCUACGAUGAAUUUGUGGUGAUAAUGAAAACUGGAGCAGAUUGGAGGAAGGCUUCAUGGCACCAUUCAAGAGGAAGUUUCAAUAGUAGUCUAAAGUGUCAGACUAAUGAUGGAUGGAUCCUUAAAUUUGAGUUUGAUGGACUCUUAUUUGAUUUGCUCCGCUAUGUAAUCACUUCUCCCUCCACCGCCAUGAUAGAGCAUGCGGCUUGGAUACUUCCGCGGCUUCGAGUGCCAUCGUCCAUGGAGGCGCCGCGGGUGGAGGACGUGAUCGCCUUCCUGACGGCACGCGGCUUCUCCGCCGCCGCCUCAGCCCUCCGCGACGACCUCCUCUCCCGCUGCGCCCCCGACGGCGCCACCGACCUUGACCUCGACGUCGGAUCCGGGCUGCCGCCUCUGAGGCUGUCGCCGCAGUCCCGUGGCAGCGGCGGCGCCGGAGAGGGCGCACCUCCCAGCGCCACCUCGAGCUCCUCCGACGCGUUCGUCAGCCUUGCUUCGUCCCCUUCCGAGCUUUUGAAUCCCUAUGGAGUCUGGUCACCCGCUCGGGCUAGAUCGGAUGACGAGUCAACUGAUCAGCAUUCAGAAUUUGGGACCGCCCGAGAAUACAACAACUACUGGUACGACGACCAGUAUGGAGGGUGUCACAAUGAUCCCUUCCUCGUGAUGAGUGACCCUGGCCGAUCGCAUAGCCAGGACAAGUUCAUCCUGUCUACAGAGGGUAAGGAGCAGUUCAAGAAGCGAGCUACUUUUGGUUUUGCAUCGAGUGAUCAUGAUGAUGAAGGUUGCGAGGGCUGUGUUGAGAUUUACAGUUGUCCAUUCCCUAUUUGUGAUUGCUGCCGUGGAUCAAAGAUGCAUGACAAUGGAGAGGUUGCCGACAUGAUCAGGAGCUCGAGCUCCGCUAUUUAUGGCCGCUAUCAGAUAUUGGAUGAUCAUACGGAGAUGUUAGAUGAAUGUGGGGGGGAUGAGUUCCAGUCAAUAAGGGUAAAUGAGCGGCCUGAAACUGUUCUGGAGCAUGAUUUCUUUCACAAUGGAAAUCCAGUAGAAGACAAGGAAUGCUCAGAAUCAGGUCUGCCGGACAAGGAAUUGCAGAUGUUUGACAAUAAUGCAGCUGAUGAUAGCAACCGCUUGAAAUAUGAUCCCACACACAAUAAAGAUCUCAGAGGAGAUUCAUGUAACAGAAAUCUAAUCUUCGUAAACAAGAUGGAUGAUGAAGAGUUACAAAAGGAAUCUUAUAGUAUGCCACCAUCUGAAGAGGAGGCUUCCAAACAAGAUGUUAAUUAUCCUUAUGGAUUUGGGGAUUAUGGGACAAUUGGUAGAGACUUGGAGGACUCUAGAGCUGUUGGCCUUGAAGGAGAAGAUGGUAUGGAUGAUGAGCUUCAACUUUAUAAUUCUUGUGAGGAUGAGAUGGAAGUAUUUGACUUGAGAAUAGUUCAUCGGAAAAACAGGACUGGUUUUGAAGAAAAUAAAGAUUUGUCAAUAGUUUUGAAUUCAGUUAUAGCAGGCAGAUAUUAUAUCAUGGAAUAUCUUGGUUCAGCUGCAUUUAGCGAUGUUGUCCAGGCACGUGAUCUUCAUACAGGCAUAGAUGUGUGCCUUAAAAUAAUAAAGAACGAUAAGGAUUUUUUUGACCAGAGUUUGGAUGAAAUUAAACUCCUCAAAUUUGUUAAUAAGCAUGAUCCUUCUGAUGAACGCCAUCUAUUACGCCUUUAUGACUACUUCUAUCAUCAGGAACAUCUUUUCAUUGUCACGGAGUUGCUACGAGCUAACCUGUAUGAAUUUCAGAAGUACAAUCAUGAAUCUGGUGGUCAAGUGUAUUAUACAUUGCCUAGAAUACAGGCUAUAGCUCGACAAUGUCUAGAGGCCUUGGAGUACCUGCACAAUUUGAGGAUAAUUCAUUGUGAUCUGAAGCCUGAGAAUAUUCUUAUCAAGAGUUAUAGCAGAUGUGAAAUCAAGGUUAUUGACCUCGGAAGCAGUUGCUUCGAGACAGACAACUUAUGCUUAUAUGUACAGUCUCGUUCUUAUAGGGCCCCUGAAGUUAUCCUAGGUCUCCCAUAUGAUCAGAAGAUUGAUAUCUGGUCUCUAGGCUGCAUCCUUGCUGAGCUUCAAACUGGUGAUGUGCUAUUUCCAAAUGACUCGGUCACCAUGAUACUUGCUCGCAUUAUUGGGAUACUUGGUCCGAUUGACGAGGAGAUGCUUGCACUGGGUCGCGAAACUAGUAAAUACUUCACUGAAAAUUGUGACCUUUAUCACAGAAACAAGGAAACUGACCAAGAAGAGUAUCUAAUACCAGAGAGGUCCUCAUUGUCACAUCAACUGCAAGAUUGUGAUGCCAAGUUUAUUGAUUUCCUUUCUUACUUACUCCAAAUAAACCCUAGGGGGAGACCAACAGCAAGAGAAGCACUAGAGCACGAAUGGAUUUCCUUCUCAUACAAGUGAAUCUAUUAAGGUUUCAUAGGCAAAUAACCUGUUGCUGUGUCUUCUACUUGGGCAUCCCAAUUUUACCACACCAGUAAACACACAUACAUGUGUACCGAACGUGUAAAUAUAUCAGGAACCAUGUCUUUGUGUAUAAUCAGUUUUCUUUCAGAAGUUGUGAUGCGGGUUCUUGUUGCUUAUACUCAAAUAGUGGUUGAGAAAGAAAUGUAAGAUGAGCAACACGAAGUUGAUAAUGAGUAGGAUAGAAAGGGAUUGAGGUAUCGUGAUGGUGAUAAUAUGUAAUAUGGAGACUAUUUUCAAUACCUCACAAGAAGUCAUAGUGACAUUUGGCUUCAAAUAAGAUAGUUGUUUCGAUGUCAAGAACGAGCCAUGUAAAUCUGACUGCAACUGUUCCACGUGUGGCUUGUUUUUGCUAUAAAUUGUUUCAUUCUAAGCUGCCUACUUCUCAUUA